UCAACUUCCUGUGUUGUGAUAGCAACGUGGGUCAGAAGCUGAUCAUUUUUUGUACAUCUAAAGUGUUAUGUGUUUCCUUCACAAUCCAAAAUGCAGAUAUCCAGCGUCAACGAUGUGAAAAUUUACAAUUUAAGUUACGGAAAGUCUCUUCCCGAGUGGUUGUCGGAUCGGAAGAAAAGACAGCUACAAAAGAAAGAUGUUGACAUCCAACGCAGGAUUGAGCUCAUCCAGGACUUUGAGAUGCCCACAGUGGCCACCUCCAUCAAAGUGUCCCGGGAUGGUCAGUUCGUCCUGGCAGCAGGAACUUACAAACCUAGAAUUCGCUGUUACGACACCCAUCAGCUGUCCUUGAAAUUCGAGCGUUGCUUGGAUUCUGAUGUUGUAGCAUUUGACAUCCUAUCUGAUGACUACUCUAAGCUGGUCUUCCUGCACUGUGAUCGCCACGUGGAGUUCCACUCGCAGCAAGGAUUCUAUUACAGGACCCGAAUCCCCAAGUUUGGUCGGGGCUUCUCCUACCACUACCCCUCCUGCGACCUCUUCUUUGUGGGAGCCAGUUCAGAGGUGUACAGGCUGAACCUGGAGCAGGGCCGCUUCCUGAACUCCCUGCAGACUGAGGCCGCGGAGAACAACGUGUGCGACAUCAACCCUGUGCAUCAUUUGUUUGCAGCAGGAUCCUCUGAGGGGCGGGUUGAGUGUUGGGAUCCUCGUGUCCGGAACCGGGUGGGUCUGCUGGACUGUGCCCUGAGCAGCCUCGCCGAAGGAACAGAAGUUCAAGCUUUACCCUCCAUCAGUGCCCUCAAGUUCAAUGGCUCCCUCAGCAUGGCGGUCGGCACCAGCACGGGCCAGGUGCUGCUGUACGACUUACGUUCCAACCAACCGCUGAUGGUCAAAGACCACUUCUACAACCUGCCAAUUAUAUCCCUCAACUUCCACGAUCAGCUGGACCUGGUCGUCUCCGCUGACUCCAAGAUCCUAAAGAUCUGGAACAAGGACACCGGGAAGAUCUUCUCCUCCAUCCAGCCUCCGGCCAACCUCAACGACGUCUGCAUGUAUCCUAAUUCAGGAAUGCUGUUCACGGCCAAUGAAGACCCCAAGAUGAACACAUUUUACAUUCCCGCUCUGGGGCCCGCGCCUCGCUGGUGCUCCUUCCUUGACAACCUGACGGAGGAGCUGGAGGAGAGCCCGGAGAGCACGGUGUACGAUGACUACAAGUUCGUCACCCGGAAGGACCUGGAGAACCUGGGUCUGUCUCACCUGGUGGGCUCGUCUCUCCUGAGAGCCUACAUGCACGGCUUUUUCAUGGAUAUCAGGCUUUAUCACAAAGUGAAAACCAUGGCCAAUCCUUUCGCAUACGAGGAGUAUCGCAAAGAUAAAAUCCGCCAGAAGAUUGAAGAAUCCAGAACCCAGAGAGUCCAGGUUAAGAAACUGCCGAAGGUGAACCAGGACCUGGCUCUGAAGUUGAUGGAGGAGGGUGACGACGAAGCAGAAGAGGCUUCUAGGAAGAAGAAGGGCAAGGCUCUGCCCAGCCUUCUGGGAGACGACCGCUUCAAGGUGAUGUUCGAAAACCCCGACUACCAGGUGGACGAGCAGAGCGAGGAGUUCCGGCUGCUCAACCCCAUCGUCUCCAAGGUGGAGCAGAGGAGGAAGAAGAAGCUGCGUCUGCUGGCUCAGCAGGCCGCCGCUGACCAGAAGGCGGCUGAAGACGAGGAGGAGCCGGAGGGACGAGCCAGCUCGGAGGAGGAGAGCUCCGACGAUGACAAGAGCUGGGUGGAGGAAGUGAGGGAGCAGCGCAGGUUGAUAUGGCAGGAGGGCAGAGACCGCCGGCGGCAGGAGAAGGAAGGAGACCGCAGCACCGUCCUGCUGGACGAGGAACAGGACGCCUCGGACCCGGCUGAGGCCAGGAAAACCAGCCGGCCGCAGUUUUAUCAGCUCAAAGCCGGGGAGGAGUUCAGAAGUUUUAAUGACAUGGCCCGCAAGCAGAAGCUUCAGAAAGCGUCUCUGGAGGAGCGUCUGAAGAUGGAGGAACACUCUGGCAUCAGCGGCGCGGCCGACACGGCGGUGGGCAGCAAACAGCUCACCUUCACUCUCAAAAAGUCGGAGCAGCAGACGAAGCAGCAGCAGGCGGAGCGCGAGCAUCACCAGGAGAGGAAGAAGCUGCGGCGCUCGGCCGGACACCUGAGCAGCGCCCGCGGGCGGGGCCGGGGCUGGGGCCGGGGAGGAGGAAGAGGGGGAGGAGGAAGAGGAGGAGGAGGA
This is a messenger RNA of Cololabis saira (Pacific saury), 2253 nucleotides long. RefSeq names its product nucleolar protein 10 (gene nol10). Gene Ontology annotation, cellular component: nucleus; small-subunit processome; nucleolus. Gene Ontology annotation, molecular function: protein binding. Lineage: Eukaryota; Metazoa; Chordata; Actinopteri; Beloniformes; Belonidae. The annotation marks the transcript as partial. The record is from RefSeq and is a predicted model, not a curated record. The transcript is spliced from 21 exons. Gene Ontology annotation, biological process: maturation of SSU-rRNA from tricistronic rRNA transcript (SSU-rRNA, 5.8S rRNA, LSU-rRNA).